AUGCGCCACCCGACGCCAACAACCCCCAACUCACCACCCAGCAUCCUUUCCUUCACCUCUCCCACCUCCACUGAAAGCCCCGCCCAAGCCGUGGACUCUGCGCUCGGCAAGGUGAAGAGCUUUGUGGAGGGAAGUGGAGCAGGGCAAAAUGGUGAUAAUAUUACCAGCAGGUUUAAGAAAGAUGUAAUUGGUGAUCUUACUAGGGAAGUCGAAAAGCUUCCCGACGCCGUUGAACACUUCGAAGACCAAGCCAAGCAGCAGAUCAGGGCUGCCGCCACGACGGCCAUCACCAAGGCGGCUGACAUAGUUGCUGAUGGCAGUAAUGUUGAUGCAAGUGCUAUUGACUUGUCGACUAAAAUGCCCACAUUCAACUCUCACUUCACUGCUAUUACAAAAAAUCUCGACAGUGAACUUAGUAAGCAAGUUGAAGAGCACAUUGGCCAGGAUGAUGGCCAGCCGGGCGGUAAAAUUACUGAGCUUAAAACUACAAUGUUUAAUAAUUACAAUAAUCACGUUGAACAAGAAAGCGUUAAGACCUUUGACCCCAAUAACCCUGAUAGCCUAGAUGGCCAACUCCCCGUUGCGAUCAGCAGCAUUAGCAGUGACGGUCUGAAAGAUCUCACUGAACUCAUCGAUGACAGUCCAAGUGGCGGUACAGACCCAAAGAAAAUCACCAAGCAGACAUUUGAAGCUCCCGUAACCGCAAUAAAUAAGCAGCUUGGAGAGAUCAAGAAAUUGGUUGCUGGUGAGGAUGGCCAAGAUGCAUGGUCUACAAAUGACAAUAAGGGGAUUAAAAUUUAUCUAGGGUAUCUUAAAGAUGGCCUUAAUUCAGAAGAAUGGAAACCAGUUGGUAUACCGGUCCAAGGCCUCGCUAAAAUAGCGCAGAACAUUCGUCAUCUGCAAAAUGUGAAUUUGACUAACAAGCCCAUUGACAUCGAUUACGCCGUGAGAGCAAUUAAAGGGGAGGUUAAGGAGCUAAGAGAGAAAUUGAAGAAAGACAAUGAUAAUACUGGCGUCAUCAACGUGUUGACAGACUUGAAGGACAGCGGUCUGAGUAAAUUUUUCAACGCUUGGCCGGCGGACAGCAAAACGCUUAACGGCCUUGGGAGGAUCUACGAGGACCUCAAGAGGGAGAAUGAUAAGUUGCCGAAGCAGACAAAAAUCAUCGAUGAUACGAUUAAUAUAGUCAAGCAACAAAUAAAUGAUGCGUUAAGGGAUGUCGGAUUCAAAUUGCAUCAUGACCUAGUAGAUGACGACGUGGUGGACCAGUUGGUGAAGCUGGCAAAAAUGAUCGGCAAAAGUAAAGAUGGAUACCAUAACAAUCUGGUGAAGAUUUGCGAGGAAAUUAACUGGCAACAAAUCAGUGCGUUUACAUACAAACCACAAGCCAUCCACCAAGCCAACGAGGCAAUCAAAGUGGCACUCAAAGCGCAGAUGAGCACGCUGGACAACGACGUCAUUACAACAUUGAACGACUUGAUGACCAAUGGGCUGAGUAAUCAGGCAAGUUGGAAGCCUAGUGGACAGGAAGCAGCAAAGGGCUUUGACCAUAUUAUUAGUGAGCUCAACACUCAACAAAGUACGCUGGAACAACAACCCACUGCAAUCGGCAGUGGCGUUACCCAAAUCACCAAUGAGAUUGACGAGCUGAGGAGUGAGUUGCAGGGUAAGGAUGACACUGAGCCAAAAGAAAAAGGUGUCAUUAAUAACUUAAAACAUCUGGAAGAGAAAAUUGGAGAAGGCAAAAAUGAAGGUCUUGAAAAAAUUAAGAAAGACAUUGAAGAGCUCAAUAGGGACACAGUCCCCAAGGUCAACGAACAUCUCGGUGAACUGUGCGCCAAGAUUGCGAGCGAAGCCGGCAGUGUCGACUGGCAGUUGGGGCUUUUCAAAAAAAAUAACAUCGACAAAGACCUCGCAAAAAUCAAGACACAAAUUGACACCCUCCGCACCGGUGACCUCCAGGCGGCCAUCGCCAUGUGCGACAAGUUCCUCACCGACGCCGAUUACAUAAAAUGGGAGAAAGUAGAAAACAUUGAACGCUUCGUAGACAGUGAGAUUGAAAAGGCAAUCGCGGAGCUCAGCAAGCAGGCGCGGCGGCAGUACGUGGAGUCCGCGAAGGACGCAUUAAAACACUUCGCCGACAAGGUGGCCGGGGAGCUGGGGGAGCUGCCCAAGGACAUCGCACAUGACUUGGCGAUCGGAUUUAAAGGGUUCAUGGCCAAAUUAGAAAAUGGGUUUGUUAAGAACAUCGAAGGAAUUAAGGGCAUUGAUUUUAGGGACUUUAAAAAUAGGUCUCCGCUGAGCCAGGUGGCUGAAAAAAUCAGUGCAUCCGUACAUGGGUUUUUCCCCGAACUCAUGCAACAGGAGGAAUUUUUAAAUGGUAAGUUCCCAAAGCCGGCAAAAUCUGACACAUCUCAGAGCCUGACGGACGAACAAGUUGAGGCUUUGGAGUCCAUGCCGGAGAAUAUGUUGCAAUUUGUGUCGUUCAUCGACGCGUUCGACAAUCUAAUUCAGCACAUUGAAGCGGCCGGCCAUUUCGAUUUCCCCCUCACAGUGCCACUUGAAAAACUCAAAAAGCAACUCGGAGCAUUCACCUAUGAUGCGUAUAAUGACGGUCAGAGAGCUUUAUUACGUCCGCUGAAAAACGGUAUUAAUAACAUACAUGUUGAACUGGGCAACGCCUAUAUAAGCACUUACUCUGGCCAGGAAUUCACUGCUGCGUUGGUGGAGCCUGAGAGUGCCGGCAAAAACGCUGCGCAAAGUACCGACCUGAUAUCCUGGCAAAACAGCAAAUUGACGCCUUACGGCGGGAAACUCUCUAAGGUCUUUCUCACUCUGCUACCGAUACUUGAGACUUCAUUCGCCGUGUUGAAACACAACUGCAAGAGCCUCGCCGGACAGCAUCUCAACAGAUCUACGGACCUAGGCAGGCUCCUAGGCGAGAUGGGCUACAGAGUUCCAGACGACGGCAAGCAGGACGGCGAGCUGAAUAGCCACGUGACCGGUAGAGGAAUUACCAUGCUCCUCGUCGGCGAUUUCGAACGUGUCUUCAACUCUGAUAAGGACACCAAAAAUGCGCUCGGAGUCCUCGUAGAAUCUCUCAAUGAUUAUUACAAGGCGUGCCACUACGCCACUUUAUCUGCCACCAGGACGCCACGCUCAGUCUACGAGAUGCUCUGCUGGCUGACGGGCCUCCCGCACAACUGUGUCUAUGAUAAGCUCUGUAAAUUCACCAAGCUGUGUUACGACGAGCAGACUGAGAAUAGCCUGUAUCCCACUACGAUUACCGCCGACGCUUUAGUUUCCGCCAUUGACAGGCUCACCGCCCACUGUCCCAGCAUCCUCACCAGGGUGCUCGGCUACGGCGACGCUUACUCAACCUACGCCUGUGACUUUUACAACAACUCCACGAAACUGUAUUACCCGCAGGACGGCGAGGAGUGUCUUCACUUGCUGCUUCAUAUCCUCUGUAGAUUGCUCUCAGUGCUCAGAUAUCUGUUCUCUCAGUGCUCACUCCCCGCCCACCACGGCGGCUGGGCAGACUGCAAGUACGGCAAGGGUGCCACUCCGUACACGUGGCAGUGCAAUCCACCGCUCAACGGCCUGCCUAACCCUCACCCGGAGUGCUCCGAUAAGUCCCCUCUAAUGUCAUACCUAAACGACUGCCUGCCCGGCCUCUUGCCUCACCAGGUCAUCGCCAUAGGCUGUGAGCCUAAAUGCAACACGUGUCCCACCUCUCAACCUGGGAUGCCAUGUCUGACUCCGCUCGGCUUCCGCACAUUUUCAGGAAGCACGAAGACGGGCAAACAUCUGUGUGCGGUGCUCACCAAAUUGCUCGCCAACGUCCAUAUAAAAUCGCUGCUCAGCCUCUGUCCCACACCGCCGGCCACGCUGGCUGAGCACUUUGGUUUUGCAUUUUCGCUAGUUCGGGAGUGGCGUGAUGCUUCACAAAAUUCAUUUCAAGAGUGCUUUCGAACGUCUAUUACCGACGUCUCCAUGGGUCUCUAUACAAAUACUAACGAUCUCACCAAUGCCUUGAGUAAUGCCUAUGGCAGCAGUUUGAGCAACCAUAGUCAUACGAGCGGUGACCCGAAACCCGCCCAGUUGUCAAGUCUCUCGAUGGAUCCGGCGUGUUUAGGCGACGCUGCCCACUGCGCACCCUACCUGUCUACCCUAUGCUUUGAUCCAUAUCAUUACUUGGCUCACAGGCACUCCGACCUCUACCUCUCAUGGGCCGUCUACCUCCCGUGGAAUUUCUAUGAUCUGUUGCUGUGUCUGUACACCGCCUUCUGCAAUAUCUCCUGCCGGGACUGGGGCUGCGGUGAUUGCCUUCACGAGGACCCUUGUGACCGUGGCAGUCACGGCGUCCUCAGUCCACAGUCGCCUGCCUCCGGCUGCCGCUGCCGCUCCACAGUCCACUGCAGAGGCGUGAUGCCGACGCUCUACCAACACAGCCUCACCUUCAAGGACGCACCGGCUCUGAUAUCGCAGAACAAGAAUUGUUCCACCCUCGCCAAGCAGCUCAGCCAAGUCCUACACUCCGACCACUUCACGGAACUGUUCGACCAGUGUGACCAGUUCCUAUAUCGCAUCAGGAUGCCCUUCCUCUGCGCCAUCAUCGCACUCUGGCUCCUCGCCACGCUCUACAUCCUCAGCGCACUCCUCUACCGCCUGGACUUAUUGCGCAUCCACUCACACCUGCUCACCACCAGGGCCUCACACCUCAUCGACGUCAAGGCUCUGCUCGCCGGCAGCCGCAGGAUGCUCUCACUCUACAAGGACGUCGACUACUUCGACGAUGACUUUCACUCAUGA
Babesia ovata is the source of this 4815-nucleotide messenger RNA. RefSeq lists its product as uncharacterized. The record is from RefSeq and is a predicted model, not a curated record. The coding region runs from base 1 to 4815 and encodes 1604 amino acids. Lineage: Eukaryota; Apicomplexa; Aconoidasida; Piroplasmida; Babesiidae. The transcript has a single exon.